AUGACCUUCACUUCGAAAGCCGCCGAGCUUCCGCUCGUAAGACUACCAGAACCGUAUCGAACAAAAUAUGAAAUCUGGCAGAGUCCAUCUCGUUCGAACGGGCGGAUAUUCCAACUUCGACUGUCAAGCGAGCAGGAUAGCAGCACAAGCCAACCCCCAGAACCGCUUCACAAUGAUACACUCCUCUUCAGCGAGCUAAUAUCAAGCCCCCAAUCCCGCCUACCAGCCGCGUCCGAUAACACUGACUGGGCUCGUGCCUGCAGAUGUUUGGUGUCCUUCAUUACGUGGGACGGAGAGAUUGCUCCCACCGUGGGCCAAAUUUGGAUCAUAGUAUACGCGAUUCUGUCAGUAUGGCCUGCCGAGGAGUAUUUCCGAUUAAGUCUUUCGGGUGCGCAAAACGAUCAGCUGCGGGAGGAAAUAUCUGCCACAGGCCUUGGAAGACGUUUUCCAGAACGUGCCGGAUCGGAGAAAGUUGAGGAUGUGAUCAUAUCGAGGGCAGCUUUCUGGCAAGGAGCUGCAUCGCCAUUCGGAAACCGUCCUGCCUGGGUGGCACAACGACAAGGAACGGAUAGUUCCAGGUUCCAGGCUACAGAUUAUCCAGCUUUCCCGCUACAGUACACCAUUACGACGGAGUUCUCUAACCGUCCCGUACAUGUGCAGCAUCCCGUUCGGCCAGCAAAACCUGCCCGCGGAGCAACCAUAUACAGUCGCUAUAUCCCACAUUUGGACGAGUUUUUCUCCAUGGUGCAUCUUGACUACCAGGAUGAAACCCAUCUCGCUCUAUUCCAUAAGUGGCAAAACGAUCCAAGGGUUGCAGUAAAUUGGAACGAAACCGGAACAUUGGAGGAGCACCGAGAAUAUCUGCGAAAAAUCGACCUAGAUCCUCAUCAGAUGGCGGUCCUCGCUAAGUUUGAUGAUAACUAUUUUGCUUACUUUGAAAUAUACUGGGCCAAGACUCUAGACCACUUUCCGAAUAUCACUGACAACCGGGGUUCGCAGGAGGACCACAUGGGAACGUAUUACCCUGCUCUUGACUGGGAUCGGGGUCGCCAUUCGUUAGUAGGGGAUGCAAAGUUUCGAGGUCCUCAUCGGGCGAUGGCUUGGUGGACAAGCUUGAUCCAUUACAUAUUCCUCGAUGAGCCGCGAACGACAUGCGUCGUGGGAGAGCCUAAGGCCACGAAUGAGCCAGUGUUGGGAUACGAUGCUGCUCAUGGAUUCCAUAUCUAUAAGUGGGGUGAUCUGCCGCACAAGAGGUCAGCAAUGGUUAGGUGUGAACGCAUACGGUUCUUCGAAAUCGUCAAUUUUGGAAGUGUAACAAGCAGCGGAACUGCAAAGUCCACCAAGCCCAAGCUGUAG
This is a messenger RNA of Coccidioides posadasii C735 delta SOWgp, 1356 nucleotides long. The record is from RefSeq and is a predicted model, not a curated record. NCBI's taxonomy places the organism in Eukaryota, Fungi, Ascomycota, Eurotiomycetes, Onygenales, Onygenaceae.